Ambispora leptoticha is the source of this 382-nucleotide messenger RNA. The record is from the annotation of a GenBank genome assembly. Lineage: Eukaryota; Fungi; Glomeromycota; Glomeromycetes; Archaeosporales; Ambisporaceae.
AUGAUUUACCCGAUUCUUAUACUUGGCUCUCAAAGUCAAAGAUCAGUAAAAUUAUGCACUAUUGAAAAAUUCGAAUAUUCGAUUGCAUAUAGUCACAGUUUAGUUGGUCAAGAAGUAAUCGUAACAUUAGAAGCUACCUUCGCUCCAGUAUUUGGUACUUCCUCACCGAAAACUUUCCUCAUUAAUUCUAAUUUUAAGACAAUGGGCGGUAAAGAUAAUAACAAUCCCAAUAAUGGACAGCCGUAUAAUUCCGGUAAUCAGCCUGGUAAUACAGCAAAUGGAGGCGCUGUCGACGAUCCUCUGAAAGAUGAAGGAUUUGACAUUGGAUAUCAUGGAUCAAUUGAAAUAGGCAGACAAACGUUUACUGUAAUAUCCGACACUG